UUCGAACGGUUGCUAGAGAAACGAAACAAAACGUUGCAGCUGAAAAUUUACGAAGCGUCAGAAAUAUUUAAGUGAACUAAUAAUGUCCUCGUUAUUACCAAUUUUGCUAGAAGAACUGGUCCAUCCUACAAGAAUAUUAGAUCAGCACUUUGGACUGACUUUAGAUCCUAACGACUUAUAUUCACCAGUAACGCUACCGAGAGAUUUGAGGCUAGCUUCGCUUUAUCCCAGGAGCUACCUGAGACCCUGGAGAACCAGCACUUCAGCACAAGAUGUAGGUUCUACCGUUCAGAUGGAUAAAGAAAAAUUCCAGGCCAAUUUAGAUGUGCAGCAAUUCAAACCAGAAGAGUUAACAGUUCGCGUUGACUCCGACAAUACGGUUAUCAUCGAAGGAAAACAUGAGGAAAAGCAGGAUGAGCAUGGACUCAUAUUUCGUCAUUUCAUAAGGAAAUACACCAUACCCAAAACUUGUGACAUCACGAAACUCGAAUCACGCCUUUCUUCAGAUGGCGUGCUGUCAAUCUUGGCGCCAAAAAUGCAAGAGAAUGCGAAAGAAAUCAACAUACCAAUUACCCAGACUGGAAAACCUGCGAAAACUGAUACCUGUAAGAAAAGUGAACCAUCAGGUGCUGGGGACAAUAAGGCUGAGGGCUGAUUCUUUUCUGUUGUACAACUUGUU
This is a messenger RNA of Coccinella septempunctata (seven-spotted ladybird), 679 nucleotides long. Its product is annotated as protein lethal(2)essential for life-like. Lineage: Eukaryota; Metazoa; Arthropoda; Insecta; Coleoptera; Coccinellidae. The record is from RefSeq and is a predicted model, not a curated record. Gene Ontology annotation, biological process: protein refolding; response to heat. Gene Ontology annotation, molecular function: protein folding chaperone. The transcript has a single exon. Bases 83 to 655 code for a protein of 190 amino acids.